GAUAACGCUGUGCUUCGUAAAGUUAUCGUCUGUUGCUGUGUUAACGAAGCUUGCAUCUAAGUUUGUUGAUCCAAGCUCUAAGCUCCAGGAUUAAUAUCGCAGGUUAUACCCUUGAUUCAUUCUUUGCAAAAUCCACGUUCCUGACUUCAUUCCUGCAAUAUUCGCCCUGUCUUUCAUUAAUCAUUGCCAGGUACAAUGGGUAUUCAACCUCCCUUUAUUUAUGACCCGGUCAAAACGGAUUGGUCCUUUGAUCCGAAAGCUGUCUCCAGAGCAAGCUUAUCACCCAAGGCACCACGACCAAAGCGACCAGACGGUCCUUUGGUCAGCUUCAAUGCACAUCCUGAUUCUUAUCUCAUUGUCCCUUCUGGAAAUGGGGAUUCCGAACCAAUGGACCCUUCUGUCAAGAAGAGAGUUAAGUGGGCCAGAAAAGUCGCGUUGUUAUUGCGAUGCUUUCAAGUCCUGGCAGCAGUCGGACUUCUAGCCAUGUCGAUUUUGAUCACGGGGUUGGAUGUGGUUUCAGGUUGGAUCAUGAAGCUUGCGCCCGCUAUUGGAAUUCUUCAUACCAUCUAUGGGGUAUAUCAUUUAGCGCGGAGAUCUGGCGGCAGAGCGCCCGGAUCUUCAGCAUCAUAUAUGGCAUUUGCAUCUUUGACUGACAUAAGUAUUGUGCCGUUUUAUGCGUAUAUUUCUCUCGCAGCAAAAACAAAACAAACCACUUGGACUACGUAUCUUUCUGAUAAGUCUCUUCUAACAAUUUUCACCGACGUUCUUUUCUACGCUGCCACAGUUGGAGCCGGGCUUCAUUUGAUUACUCUUGCUAUAUCUCUAUAUCUCGCUGUCACAUUCCGCAAAAUUAAUCAACUUCCUCCGGAUAUGAAUCCUCUGGAAGAUAACCUCACUGCUCGCCACAAGCGCAACAAAUCAUCCAUUUCAACUUUCACCACUAUCACUGCUCCAUCUGAGAGGAGACUGUCAAGAGGUUCCAACCUUGAGGAUAAACGACGUUCUGGGGCCGCUUAUGAGGAUCUCGAUCGCCCUCCAACAAUACCUUUCUUCCACACCCGGACCAAUUCCAAUGAAUCAUUCCAGACUAAUCAAUCCUCGCCCCGUACAUCUCGUACAGAUUCUCCGGCUCGCUAUAAUGCCUACAAUCCCAACCAAUCACCUCGUCAUUCAGUUCCAGACUUCCAGGCAGCACCCUCAAUCUCAUCUUCCCCAAAACGCGCAUCUCGUCAGUCGUAUACCUCAGUUCCCGCCUCUGAUCUAUCCUUCCACACAGCUGAAGAGUCUGCUAGCAAUGCUAACGCUGAUGGCGGCGGUAUAACUUGGUUCACUAAUGAUUCUCUCGGUAAGAAGGGCGAUCGCAGUAGCGCACCAAGCUCUCGGCCACACUCACCAAAAAAAUCAACCCCUUCCAUCAAGUCUUCCUAUCAUCCCUUGCCGCUUGACCCUGCCACCGCCGAUGAUUAUGAUGAUGAUUUCCAUCUUCCUAAUCCGCUAAUGGAAAACCCUCCAACCCCACGUCACAAUUUCCCCUCCUCGUCAUCCAAAUAUUCCUCCCAAGCUCCGUCUGCAAUCAUUCCAGAUACCGAUAAAAGCAUUGGCAGUCCAAGUGCUGAUAUAACCGAGGAGCCAUCUUGGCCUCUACCUCUGCGCUCUCCCGAGAUUCGCGAACUAACGCCUAAGCCCCUUCGUACACGUGAUUCGGGCUCAGGUGAUAGCUUCAAGUCAAAGUACUAUGGAGAUUUGAAGCCUGCAACACCACCUGUCAUGAUCGGCGGGGAUGGGCGACAGGUUAGCAGUGGAACUGAUUUCACGGGUCAACGUGGAAGUUACAGGAGAGAUGUUAGUGGCAAGGUUGCUGAAGAAGGGAGAGGAGGUGGCGUAUGGGGAGCAAGACUGAGGAAUACAAGUGGGUUGCAGAUCUUGUAGAUAUACUAAUCGUAAUAGUACUUAGACACGAUAUGAAAGCCGACGGGCAGAGACUCAUGAUGAAGCUUCUAGUAUGGAACUUUAGAGACCUGAGGUCUAAGUGGAAGAGUCGAAAAUACAACCCAGGUUCUAUAUUUGGUUGUAAAUCUACUUUUGAAAAUAGAACAUCAUUGGAAAUACAAAAUUCCAUGAAAAUAAUGUACAGAUUUUUACAGUUACGACGCUAGGUACCGGACUUCGGUGUUGGAUAUGGAGUGGGUACAGAAAUUUGGAUAUACGAGAAUAUUGGAAAGGAUUUGCGAAAUUGUCAAGCUUGGUUCACGUUAUGUAUCGAGAGAAACAGGCUCAUUGUAUACAUUUUUGAUUUUUGCGAUUUGUAAUUUUAGGACUUAAUAUCUGUUGUUUGUAUUUGUUAUCUAUAACCCA
Messenger RNA from Botrytis cinerea B05.10, 2355 nucleotides. RefSeq lists its product as hypothetical. NCBI's taxonomy places the organism in Eukaryota, Fungi, Ascomycota, Leotiomycetes, Helotiales, Sclerotiniaceae. The coding region runs from base 196 to 1929 and encodes 577 amino acids. The record is from RefSeq and is a predicted model, not a curated record. The transcript is spliced from 3 exons.